This is a messenger RNA of Rotaria socialis, 2079 nucleotides long. Lineage: Eukaryota; Metazoa; Rotifera; Eurotatoria; Philodinida; Philodinidae. The record is from the annotation of a GenBank genome assembly.
AUGACUUCCACUUAUCAACAACAAUUAUCAUUAUACAUGAUCGUAUAUAUUAAACUUUCAUUGACAAUUAAAAAUGUUAAUGCAUUUGAAUAUGCUCAUCCAAGAAUCAACCAAAAUAUUCUUAUUGGACCACAUAGUAUCUACGCAUAUCCAGGUGAAACAAUACAGUUUCCUUGCAUUGUUUCGAAACAAUUCGAUGCUACUGUAACAUGGUGUUGGAAUGAUUUUUGUACAUUAGGUAAAGCACAAUUAGUACGCCAUGAAGCCACACACGAUGGUCUAAUAAGUAUUUACCAAUAUGCAGCGUAUCCAAAAUUUCGAUUAUCUAUCAAUGAACGUCUUAACCAUUAUAACUUAUCGAUUACUGAUGUAUCAGAUAAAGAUGAGGGAAUCUUUCAAUGUCAAAUACAAAGAACAAUGCGUGCACACGAAGCACGUUCAGAACGUGUUCAUUUAACUGUUGUUGCUCCGCCAAUGGGUCAACCAAAAUUAUUACUUCCAAUUAUGCCAUUAAAACAAGGUCAAUCAACAAAUAUAACUUGUGUGUCAUCUCCAUCGAAACCGGCAUCUGAAUUAAUUUUAUAUAAAAAUGAAGAAAUCAUAAAAAGUGAAUUAUCAUCUGCAAAAUAUGUUUAUGAAUUAGACAAAGAUACAAAUAAAAAUGUAACUAAACUGAUUUAUACAAUUGAUGAUCCAGAUAGUAGUUGGCAUAAUGCAAUUGUAAAAUGUAAACAAAUUUAUGAAUUUGCAAACAAUCCUCAAUUAUAUGUUAUCGCAAAACUAAAUGUAUAUUAUAAACCACGAGCACGUAUUGAAUCACAAAAUCGUUCUCCUCUAAAUAUUAACUCAACAGCAACAUUUCGUUGUAUUGUUCAUGGAAAUCCCGAACCUCAAUUGAAAUGGUUUGCUAAUUCAAUGGAUUUAACAUCAUUAACGAGUCCAACAGUUAACAUCCCUUUAUCCAAACAUGUACAUAAUCAUUCCAUUGGAUGUACAGCUAUAAAUUCAGUUGGUAUGACUAACACAAGUAUUCGAUUAUUAAUUCGAUAUCCACCGACAUUUAUUGUUCGUCCACCAAAAUUUGUUGUUGUGGAUUUGAAUAGUAAAUCUUCAUUGAAGCCAACAAUUCUUCGUUGUAUAGUUGAUUCAUAUCCUCGUGCGAAAAUAACUUGGCAUCGUUAUGGAGAAAUAAUAGCGAAAGGUUUAUCAUUUAAUCUUGAAAAUAUAACUAAACGAGAGCAACAAGGGAUUUAUUCGUAUCGCAUUGAAACAGAAGGUUUUGAAACAAUUAAGAGCGAUUUCAUUAUCUAUAUGAAAGGUAAACCGUUAAUUUAUAUUCAAGAAUCGAAACAAUACAAUCGAUUAUUUGAAUGCCAAGUUUAUUCAUCUAGUCCGAUUCUUAGAAUAAGUUGGAGAUUAAAUGAUCAACCGAUUGCAUCUUCCGAUCAGUUAUCUAUAUCAACUACAUGUGGCGAUUACAGUUGUAUAUCAAAAUUAGUCUAUGAUUAUCCAAGAAUAAUUCCAUCAUCAAAGAUUCUUAAUCGUUUAUCAUGUAUAGGAGAAAAUGAAUUUGGCAUUGACCAAAGUCGUCUGUAUCAAAUGAAUACAUCUGAUGAUCCAACUAUAAUUUUACUAUCAAUUAUAUUAAGUACAUUUAUAUUAAUAGUUUUCUUCUCUGCUGUAGCUAUAUAUUGUUGUUGUCGGGUACGAAGAAUUCGAAAACGACAUAAAUGUUUAAACAAUAAAAAACUUCCCGUUGUUUAUGAUGAACAUUAUUCAAUUAAUGAACUUAUUAAAGAAGUUGGAUCUUUAAGAACGUGUAAUACUUCAAUGAACAACGCUGACAAAUUAUCAUUACAAAUGGAUUCAACAGAUCAUUUAUUAACAACAUCGCUUAAUAAUCACAAUACAAAAACUGUAUUGGAUAACUUAUCCAAUGAAUCAUCAACAAAUAGUUCAGGUUUUCAUUCGAAAUCCACCACAACUAUAUUCAAUAAUGAAUAUAGCCCAAGAUUACCCGAAACGGUUGACGUAAAAUUUUCAGGUAUAUAUCCAUUGUACACAUACCAUAUCAAAUGA